This is a messenger RNA of Pan troglodytes (chimpanzee), 2337 nucleotides long. RefSeq names its product free fatty acid receptor 2 (gene FFAR2). Gene Ontology annotation, molecular function: G protein-coupled receptor activity. The transcript is spliced from 2 exons. Gene Ontology annotation, biological process: G protein-coupled receptor signaling pathway; cellular response to fatty acid. The record is from RefSeq and is a predicted model, not a curated record. Lineage: Eukaryota; Metazoa; Chordata; Mammalia; Primates; Hominidae. The coding region runs from base 284 to 1276 and encodes 330 amino acids. Gene Ontology annotation, cellular component: plasma membrane.
UGAAUUUGGAAGUCAAGAGUGAGGAUUCUCUAGGGAGAGAAUAAAGAUGCUGGGCCUUUCCUUUGGGUUUGAGAGGAAAUAGUGCUUAAAGACUGACCUUCCUUUCUCUGGUCACGUGGCUGGUGCUAGUAUAAAUGCUUACUACCAGCCAGGUUCCUCACCAUUUUUUCCCGCAUGGCAUGGACAGAAGCAGGGGCUAAAGCUCUGUUCCUCUCUCCUGGAAGCUUGCAGAUCUCCCUUCAGAACCAAUCCCAAGAAGCCACCUAUCCGGAACAACACAAGGAUGCUGCCGGACUGGAAGAGCUCCUUGAUCCUCAUGGCUUACAUCAUCAUCUUCCUCACUGGCCUCCCUGCCAACCUCCUGGCCCUGCGGGCCUUUGUGGGGCGGGUCCGCCAGCCCCAGCCUGCACCUGUGCACAUCCUCCUGCUGAGCCUGACGCUGGCCGACCUCCUCCUGCUGCUGCUGCUGCCCUUCAAGAUCAUCGAGGCUGCGUCGAACUUCCGCUGGUACCUGCCCAAGGUCGUCUGCGCCCUCACGAGUUUUGGCUUCUACAGCAGCAUCUACUGCAGCACGUGGCUCCUGGCGGGCAUCAGCAUCGAGCGCUACCUGGGAGUGGCUUUCCCCGUGCAGUACAAGCUCUCCCGCCGGCCUGUGUAUGGAGUGAUUGCAGCUCUGGUGGCCUGGGUUAUGUCCUUUGGUCACUGCACCAUCGUGAUCAUCGUUCAAUACUUGAACACGACUGAGCAGGUCAGAAGUGGCAAUGAAAUUACCUGCUACGAGAACUUCACCGAUAACCAGUUGGACGUGGUGCUGCCCGUGCGGCUGGAGCUGUGCCUGGUGCUCUUCUUCAUCCCCAUGGCAGUCACCAUCUUCUGCUACUGGCGUUUUGUGUGGAUCAUGCUCUCCCAGCCCCAUGUGGGGGCCCAGAGGCGGCGCCGAGCCGUGGGGCUGGCUGUGGUGACACUGCUCAAUUUCCUGGUGUGCUUCGGACCUUACAACGUGUCCCACCUGGUGGGGUAUCACCAGAGAAAAAGCCCCUGGUGGCGGUCAAUAGCAGUGGUGUUCAGUUCACUCAACGCCAGUCUGGACCCCCUGCUCUUCUAUUUCUCUUCUUCGGUGGUGCGCAGGGCAUUUGGGAGAGGGCUGCAGGUGCUGCGGAAUCAGGGCUCCUCCCUGUUGGGACGCAGAGGCAAAGACACAGCAGAGGGGACAAAUGAGGACAGGGGUGUGGGUCAAGGAGAAGGGAUGCCAAGUUCGGACUUCACUACAGAGUAGCAGUUUCCCUGGACCUUCAGAGGUCGCCUGGGUUACACAGGAGCUGGGAAGCCUGGGAGAGGCGGAGCAGGAAGGCUCCCAUCCAGAUUCAGAAAUCCUUAGACCCAGCCCAGGACUGGGACUUUGAAAAAAAUGCCUUUCACCAGCUUGGUAUCCCUUCCUGACUGAAUUGUCCUACUCAAAGGAGCAUAAGUCAGAGAUGCACGAAGAAGUAGUUAGGUAUAGAAGCACCUGCCGGGUGUGGUGGCUCAUGCCUAUAAUCCCAGAACUUUGGGAGGCUGAGGCAGGUGGAUCACUUGAGGUCGGGAGAUUGAGAACAUCCUGGCCAACAUGGGAAAACCCCGUCUCUACUAAAAAUACAAAAAAAUUAGGUGGGCAUGGUGGCACAUGCCUAUAAUCCCAGCUACUCUGGAGGCUGAGGCAGGAGAACCCUUGAACCCGGGAGUUGGAGGUUGCAGUGAGCUGAGAUCACGCCACUGCACUCCAGCCUAGCGACAGAGCAAGACUCCAUCUAAAAAAAAAAAAAAAAAAAAAAGAAGCACCUUCUCUUCAGGCUGGAGAAGCAGCGUAGCUAACACAAGUCCAGUCCUUGUGAUGUGGUUGGUAAUUGGGGAUGGCCAGGCUGAAGCAGAGAGUCCUAGAGAAAUCUCGAUACAAGCUUCAAAGCAACACCUAGACACUGCUCUAGCAGUUGAUCCUGGAGAUAAACCAACAAGAGAGAGAUGGAAGAGAAAUACUAAAUGAGGUCAAAGAAGACUCAGAAAGGUUCUGAGCCUGGAGAUGAGCAGGGAGGCCUCAGGGCUUAGACCUUUAAUGAUAGGGGUUUCCCUGCAUCGGUUUGACCUGUUGCCUUUUUGAUGUGCUCUGUUUGUUUUCAUGUGUUAUCUUGUCUCCCCUGCUAAACUGGGAGCUGCCAGGGGUCUGGGUCUUAUCUCCUUCCUCCAUGGUACCCCACACAGGCCAGGAUGUGGUUUGGUACCCAGCAAUCAGAGAUUGGCACUCCCUCAUACAGGGGAAAGCAACCUGGUCUAGCAAAUUGAAAAUAAAGAUGAUAAAACUCU